Messenger RNA from Amaranthus tricolor (Joseph's coat), 1304 nucleotides. RefSeq names its product 26S proteasome non-ATPase regulatory subunit 8 homolog A. The coding region runs from base 129 to 932 and encodes 267 amino acids. The record is from RefSeq and is a predicted model, not a curated record. Lineage: Eukaryota; Viridiplantae; Streptophyta; Magnoliopsida; Caryophyllales; Amaranthaceae. Gene Ontology annotation, biological process: proteasome-mediated ubiquitin-dependent protein catabolic process. Gene Ontology annotation, cellular component: cytosol; proteasome regulatory particle; nucleus. The transcript has 6 exons.
AAUGUUCUAAACUUGAAAGUUAAACCUCUCAAGGGACUCGUAUCUGGCUUACACAGUAAGUAAAGUUCUCCAAGCAAAUAUCGAAGCAUUUGGAAGACUUCGAACUCAACAAAAGCAGCGAAGAAGUCAUGGAUCCAAAGAGAAGAGAGCUUAACCAGACAUUUGAACGCUUCAAAGCCGCUGUUGUCCGCAAUGAUUUCGACACUUCCACUCGUCUUCUCUCUCAACUCAAGGUAUCGCUGAUAGAGUUCAGGAGCCUUCCACCAUUGCUUGAAGCUACACCAGAUGCUGUUAAUGAAUUGACCUUAGCAAGGGAUGUCUUUGAGCAAGCUGUUUUUCUAAGUGUCAAAAUGGAGGAUCAGGAAGCAUUUGAAAGAGACUUUUACCAACUAAAACCUUAUUACACUGAUGCUAGGGAUCGUAUUCCACAAUCUCCUCAUGAAUACCCAAUCUUAGGCUUGAACCUGUUGAGGCUGCUUGUCCAAAAUAGAAUAGCAGAGUUUCACACCGAGUUGGAGUUGCUUUCAUCAACUGCCCUGGAGAAUGCUUGCAUUAAGCAUGCCGUAGAGCUGGAACAGUCUUUUAUGGAAGGAGCAUACAACCGUGUUUUGAGUGCUAAACUGUCUGUACCUCAUGAAACCUACGUGCACUUUAUGGAUUUGUUGGCUAAAACUGUGAGAGACGAAAUUGCGGGGUGUAGUGAGAAGGCAUAUGAUUCUCUUUCACUAAAUGAUGCACGUCAAUUGUUGCUUUUCCCAUCGGACAAUGAUUUGCUGGAGUACAUCAAGGAGGAGCAUCCUGAUUGGGAGAUCAAAGAUGGAUGUGUGAUUUUUCAGAAGUCUAAAGAUUCUGCACCAUGCAAGGAGAUUCCAUCUUUGUUGCUCAUCAACCAAACUCUCAGUUAUGCUAGAGAACUCGAAAGGAUUGUGUAGUGAAGUAGCUCGAAACAAAGAUGAUUCUUCGUUCAUGCAAGUUAAAUGCAUCAUCCAAUUGUAAUUGGGACAAAUUGAGCUUCAAAAGGUGCAUAUGCACAGAACACUUUCGUGAUAGUUUUGUAUUUGGAUUUUAGCAUUACAUUUCAAGAUCAUUUCUCCCAGUCACUGACCUUCCAGUUAAUUUAGCUUUGAAUCAUUUGAUUGUCCGUGUUAUCAAUGUCUUUGCCGUCUCAAAAGUGUUAUAGGUCUCUUUUAAGUUCACUUGAUUUGUUGCUCUAUAAUUUAUCAACUGGAUGGAUAAAAGGAUCAACUAGUGUUUCAGUGUUUGCAUUUUUUGUGCUGUAGUGCUGCCAUGUCUUUUUGUGCCAA